Molecule: messenger RNA, 1564 nt
Organism: Drosophila grimshawi
Lineage: Eukaryota; Metazoa; Arthropoda; Insecta; Diptera; Drosophilidae
Product: fibrinogen C domain-containing protein 1
Exons: 4
Coding region: 249-1244 (331 amino acids)
Source: RefSeq, a predicted model, not a curated record
UUUGCAACAACAACUAUAGUAUAUAUACUCAGAUGCACAAGUAUCGGUGUGUCGGUAACACGACUUCGAAUCGACUUAGAAUACUUGUUUUGAAAUGCAUCGGAAUCUAUUUAGCUGAAUUGUAAGCUAUUUGACGACCUUUUUUGCUGAUCUGUUUUGUGUUCACUGUGAAAACAAGUGGUAUUGAGCCGCAUUAGCGGGAAUCAAGAGCCAGGCUCAGUACAGCCGUAUAUGCGAACAGUCACGCUAUGUCGCAAAUUCUGCAGUUGGACACUCUGGUCACAAUGUUGGCUUGCCUAACCACAACGCACAACGAUCUGGGCGAACAGAUGCUGCCAAUGGACAAUAUGACAGCUGGCACGUGUCCUUUAUCAGCACUAAGCACUAUAACCACACGCAUCCAGGCGCUUUCGAAAGAUAUUGCCAGUGCGAGAGAUCAAAUUGGCAACCUGCAGGAGCAGCUGGUAGAUCUGCGACGAGCGGGUGCCCCGAUCAGCCCCAGAGAACCAUUCAGCAUCGGGACGCGCAUUGGUGUAUUCCCAUCUGUCGGCAAAAUUGAAGGGGCUGAUGAUGGCAAUUCGGUCGAAUCGAGAACUGAGCACAACUGCCACAAGCAACAGCACGGCGUAGUGCUGAUUCGUCUGCGCGCCAACACGGACUCGUUCUUUGUGGUCUGUGACCAGAAGACACAUGGUGGAGGCUGGAUUGUGGUCGCGCAUCGCGUUGAUGGUAGCGAAGACUUCAAUCGUAAGUGGGCCGACUAUAAGAUCGGCUUUGGCCCGUUAACAAAUGAGUUCUUUAUUGGCCUGGAGAGGCUAUACCAAAUCUGCACGAAUGAAGUUUGCGAGCUGCUCGUUGAGAUGGAGAAUCGCAACCAGGACCGGCGAUAUGCGCUCUAUGAUCGCUUUGGCAUUGGCAGUGAGUCCGAGCAGUAUCGUCUCAAUGUACUGGGUAAAUAUCAGGGCGACGCUACCGAUGCACUGCGUGAGCAUGUGGGCAAGAAGUUCAGCACUCAAGACAAGGACAACGACGAGAGCGAUGACAACUGCGCUGCAGCCCAAUCGGCAGCCUUCUGGUAUGGCAGCGUCUGCACUCUCAGUAAUCCGUUUGGAAUGUAUCAGCGCCUACUGGAACGCGAUGUGGAUGGUUUUAAGGGCAUCCUGUGGAAAGGUUUCUUCAGUGGCCCCAAGGGAUCUAUGAAACUAAUGCGCUUCCUAGUACGUCCACGCACCAGCGCCAGAUAACGACAUUCCCCAUUAAGUAUAUGCAUACACGCAACAUAAAUACAAAUAUAAAUACAAAUAUUUUUUAAUACAAAAUUACAACAAAAAUCCCAUAACCUAAUGAUAAAUAAAUCACAAAUCACAAACCAAAAUUAGAGAUACUAAGGUAUAAAUGCAUUACCCAGCCCUAAGCAUUACUCAUUUCGAAAUAGUAAUUAAGUAAUUACAUUCCAAUUACGCGCUUUUAUUUAAAGCUAAAUGAAUGUUAAUUCUGACUUUUGAUUUUAAAAAUUAAUAGGAUAUUUAAUAGGAAAGUCAGAUACAAAUAUUUAAAGCAUACA